This is a messenger RNA of Sorghum bicolor (sorghum), 1141 nucleotides long. RefSeq names its product methyltransferase-like protein 5. The coding region runs from base 182 to 865 and encodes 227 amino acids. Lineage: Eukaryota; Viridiplantae; Streptophyta; Magnoliopsida; Poales; Poaceae. Gene Ontology annotation, biological process: rRNA methylation. Gene Ontology annotation, molecular function: rRNA (adenine-N6-)-methyltransferase activity; nucleic acid binding. The record is from RefSeq and is a predicted model, not a curated record. The transcript has 9 exons.
AAAAUCGCUGCGCCCCAUUGGAGUCUGGACUCUGGAGCGCAAGUGUCUCGCCGUCCGCCUCGCCUCGCCUCGCCGUCAGCAGCAGCAGCUCCACCUCUCCAUUCCACGGCGCCCGUCGUGCGCUUCGUCUGCACCGGGACAAAGGCAACGGCGACGGAGACGGCAACGCGAGGGGGAGGAGAUGAAGCUGAAGCAGCUGGAGGGCCUCUUGGGUGGCCUGACCCAGUUCCCCAACCCGAAGGUGGAGCUGGAGCAGUAUCCGACGGGCCCUCACAUCGCGUCGCGGAUGCUCUACACGGCGGAGAAUAGUUUUGAUGACAUAACUGGCAAAGUGGUAGCUGACUUUGGCUGUGGUUGUGGCACUCUGGCUGUGGGGAGUGCUCUACUGGAAGCUGAACAUGUUCUUGGUAUUGAUAUUGACCCACAGUCACUUGAACUUGCUCAAGAAAAUGCUGCUGAUCUGGAGCUGGAUAUCGACUUAGUUUGGUCUGACAUAAAGAACUUAAAUUUGAAAGUGUCCCAAAGCAUUCCCCAACAUUUGUUGCUGAAUAGAAAGCAAUUUAGUGCAGGCGUCCAUGUUGACACUGUUGUCAUGAAUCCUCCCUUUGGUACAAGAAGGAAUGGAGCAGACAUGGAGUUCCUCUCUAUGGGCUUGAAGGUUGCUUCUCAAGCUGUCUAUUCUCUACACAAGACUUCCACUAGAGAACAUAUCAAGAAGAUGGCCUUGCGUGGCUGCAACGCCCGCAGUGCGGAGGUUCUAUGCGAGCUGCGUUACGGUCUACCGCAGACGUACAAGUUCCACAAGAAAAAGGAGGUUGACAUUGCCGUCGACUUGUGGCGUUUUGUUCCUAAAGCUCAACAGUAGCAGCUAACGUGCUGUGUGCCCAGCGGCCCAGGUGAUGGAACCGCAACAUGAAUGAAAAAUUGAAAAUGAUCAAAUGGAGAUGCGUCUCAAAAUGCUGGACCUGAUCGAAGAGACACCACGGGGUGGUGUGCUUAUCGUCGUCUUGGGUUGGCAGUCCCCACAGUAGCCGGAACUCGGAAUUUGACGAGGCCUGAGUAGAGUUUUGUGGUCACAGAUGCUGUACUGUAGUGUGUACGAUGAAUGCACGGCGACUGAGUUCUCGAAUUUCCCGUAAAA